This is a messenger RNA of Orcinus orca (killer whale), 7579 nucleotides long. RefSeq names its product TEF transcription factor, PAR bZIP family member (gene TEF). Gene Ontology annotation, biological process: regulation of transcription by RNA polymerase II. Bases 3876 to 4835 code for a protein of 319 amino acids. The record is from RefSeq and is a predicted model, not a curated record. Lineage: Eukaryota; Metazoa; Chordata; Mammalia; Artiodactyla; Delphinidae. Gene Ontology annotation, molecular function: DNA-binding transcription factor activity, RNA polymerase II-specific; RNA polymerase II cis-regulatory region sequence-specific DNA binding. The transcript has 4 exons. Gene Ontology annotation, cellular component: nucleus.
UUGGAGAGACCCGCAACAGGGAGAGCCUGCAGGGCCUUGAAGGUCAUAAAGAAGAGUGAGGCCAUCACCUCCCUGCCUGCAAGGUCCGCCUCACACACACACACACGCACACACACACACUAUUCUUGGGGAAGUGGUAGCUUAGGAGGGACGGGGUGUUUCGAGGACAACCCAACAUGAAAUUGUGGUAAGUGACAACCUCAGGUGAGCACUUGCCAUGCUCCGAGUGCUAGUCUCAGCAGUGCACCUGAAUUGACUCCUUUACUUCUCAGGCUCAGAGGUUAAGUAACUUGCCCAAGGUCACACAGGAAGUAGUCAAAGCAGGAAUCAGACCUAGAUGUUCCAGCUCCAGAGCCCACACCCUACCACUACACCAACACAGCCUCCACUGGAGAGCCCUUGGCUGUCAGGAAGUGGCUGUUGAGACGUGGCAGAGCCUGGAGGUGAGGGCUGCUCUCUGGAAAUGGCUCUUGGGGCAUUCCCUUCUACAGUCCAAACCUGGGCAGCGGACAAAAUGCAAGCCGAACAGGAAACUGGUACUCUUGAGAGUAUUGAAGAGAUGGGCAAGAGUUAGCGAAGGGCCUCCACCUGCCACUUCUCCCCUAGGACACACUGAGACCGAGGUACAAACCACAGCCCAGAACCAUGCAGCCACGAGGUAUGUGGGCUCGAAAGGCUGCAGUUGUGGGCAAGGCCAGUGGUGGGAGACUUGCCAUAAAAACCGUUCAUGUUUGUUAUUCCAGGUUUGAUUGUGAAUCAACCACAAUGACUGUUAUUUCAUGUUAAUAACGUUCCAGAUGUAUAUGACUUGGCUCUGAAAGGUUUUGUUAACCCUCCUACCAGCACCCACAACAGAGCGAGCCGACAAAUACUUACUGAGUUACUACCCUGAACAAAGCUCUGUGCUCUCCUGCAUUUGGUAUCGCAAAGCACCCAGAUCACUGGGCUUUGUUAGAGCUCAGUGGAAGCCUUCUCACCGUCCUGCUCUUACAUCAUGUCACAUUGUGCAGUAAGUCAGAAGACGGAGUCGUACUGUCCUGUUAGGUGCUGACUAUGUGGCCAAAGAGAUCAUUAUGCGGUAUCUGGUCAAAGGCUCCCAUGCUGGAGUUUUAGUUCCUCUGAACUUCAAAUUUAAAUAAUCCAAGUUGGUAUAGCGGCUUAAUGAAAGGCACCUGUUCUGCAUAUGCUCAACCGAAUUAAAUUUUUAACUUGGGUUGGUUAGCAAGUUUCUGGAACUCUGAAGAGUAGAAUUUAAAGCCAGUCCAGCUCUGGAAAAUGGAUGUUUCACAUCCUUUCUCUGCAGUAGCUUAGACUGAAGAACCCACUCACAGCCUUGUCCCCUCACCCAAAAUAAUCGUACUCCUCACCCGACACAACCUGAAUGAAGGGGAAGGGUGGAGGCCCACGCACUCCACGCCAUAUGCUGUUCAGGCUUCCCACACGUAAUCCUCAUAACCACUCUAUGAGGUAAGCAGAGCCAUUUCCGUUUCCAAGAGAAAAGUAACUGAGACUUAGGCAGCAGAAGUCCCUAGCUCAAGGACAAGUGGCUGGACAGUGCUGUGGAGAGACUCUACCCAGGUCUGCGUCCCAACCCCACAAAGUCACUGCUGCCCCAGGACCACAUUUCCCUCAAGAAGUUGCUGCAUUGAAACCCUAUUACUAUAAAAUACUAAGGUAUCACUUCAUAGCUUUGAAGUCUCAACCAUGUAAUAACAUGUUCUUUUUAUAGAGUUUCUUUCUUUGUUGGGCUCACAAACACUAUGGAAAUUAGCCAAUUACUUCUCACGACAUUUAUUCCUCCACUAAGAGAAGGGGCAAGGCUGCGCUGUUAUUCCCACUUUAUGAUAGGAGGCAGAGGUAGAGACAGGAUGCUGUGGCUCUUCUCGGAUCAGCUGGAGAAUGAAGACAAGAACAUAAUGGCUCCCGCCUCCAGGAUGGUGCUGUUGAGUGCUGCCAGUUGGCAGUGUAGCUCACCUCCCAGCUUGCAAGUAAGCACGAGAGAGAACAUGUUUAUAAUGUUCCUGCCGUGGUGUUUGUGACACACCAUUUACCCUGCGGUUGUCCAGGGGAAAAAAAUCCCUCUUUGGGGAGUGUCGGUACAUGAACAGAGGACCAAAUCAAAACUAAGUUUUAAGGCCCUAAGCUGCUUACUGAGCUUCUCACCAGUGCCACUCGCCUGUUUAAUCAGUUGCUCCAGGACGGGUGAUAAGCAGAGUAGGCAUUAUCCCUUUUGGACAACUGCAGCUUUAAAAAAAAAAUCUAAAUCUUUACUCCCUCUUACUACAUACCACCUUUGUCAUAAAACGAAUGUUAUAACCUUCCACUGUUAUGUUACUACAAAUCCUCCUCUAAUAUCUUGAGAAAUUUUUUCUCUUCAAUAAUGUCACAUUAGCCAUGAAAAUAUACAUUUAACUCUAACCCAGCAAGCUGCUCUGCGGCCAAACUAGCCAUUUUUUUUUAAACUUCAUACAUUGUUUUAAUCAAUUUCCUCGGACCGUCCUUUGAAUUUUGUUUCUAAAAACCUCUAGGUCAGGGCUUCCCUGGUGGCGCGGUGGUUGAGUGUCCGCCUGCCGAUGCAGGGGACGCGGGUUCGUGCUCCGGUCCGGGAAGAUCCCACAUGCCGUGGAGCGGCUGGGCCCGUAAGCCAUGGCCACUGAGCCUGCGCGUCCGGAGCCUGUGCUCCGCAACGGGAGAGGUCACAACAGUGAGAGGCCCGCGUACCACAAAAACAAAAAAACAAAAAAACAAAACCUCUAGGUCAGUUUAUCCUAAAGAUAUAUUAGUUUAGCCACAUACAGAAUACCACUAACAACAACUCUGCAACACAACAAAUGUUCUGUACACAAUUUAGUACUUUCACUAAACAGCAACAUGGGCACCAUACCUGCUUCUAGGAUAACGGAUACACCAAGCAGUGGAUUUGUACCCAUCAGUGGUAGUAAAGCUGUGAAAACUACUGUUUGUGGCAGGGUUGCAAUUGUACAUUUUAUACGAACUGGUUUAGGAAGCCUCACAAGGUCAAUCCUGCCCUAUCGCCGUCUGACAUACAAGGAAAGGUGGCCUGGAGAGAUGAAGCAAUUGGCUGCAGGUAUCAGAGUCAGAAAGCGACUGAAGUCUAAUUAGUGUGGCCAUAAGAACUUGAAUUUUGGAGUCAAGCUCCAUCCCCUGGCCUCGACCACCACCCAGAUUUUCUUCAAACCUCUUGAUUUCCAGGCUUGCUCAGGGGCCCAGCCUCUUCUUCCUCCUCAACUCCCAGUUCUGAUUGCAUCAGCCUGACAACUUUCAUCUAGCUGGGUGUUGCGGUCAUGCACCUACCCUAUGAACCAGGGACCAGGCCCUGCCAUUCCCCAGCCUCGUUCGUGGAAGGCGGGAGUCACUGGCCGAUACAGGACAAAUAAGCCGAAGUCCCUGCCCUCUCAGGGAGGGAGAGUCUAGUUUUCUUUGGGUUCAAGGCAGGGUAUGAUCUGUGCUGUAAAGAGGUACAAAGUUCUGGGCGCCACUUAGGAGCAGCUUCCUAUAAGGCCUCCACACUUGUGUACCCCCUCACGUUUUGUAUUUUUAGGCGUUUCCUGAGGAACUCCCAGGGAGUAUUUGUAAAUAUUUUGAGAAGAGGUAGUUGUCCCACAAAAUGUGUAACCGGUACCCUGUGUAAAGGAAUUUUUUUAAUUUUUUUCCCUAGGAAAAAGAAGGGAAGGUCCUAGAGAGGAGAAUUUCAGAGCUGUUUAGGGCUUUAGAGAUUAUCUAGCCCAACCCCUAAAUUUUAUGGACGAAGAAACAGGCUCAAGUGAAGCAACUGGACUUUCCCAAGGUCACAAACUAAUAAGGAAAAGGGGAAGGAAAAGCUGGAGGAAGACGAGGCUGCAGCAGCCAGCACCAUGGCCGUCUCUGCCUCCCUCAUGCCACCCAUCUGGGACAAGACCAUCCCAUAUGAUGGCGAGUCUUUCCACCUGGAGUACAUGGACCUGGAUGAGUUCCUGCUGGAGAAUGGCAUCCCUGCCAGCCCCACCCACCUGGCCCAGAACCUGCUGCUGCCUGUGGCUGAGCUAGAAGGGAAGGAGUCGGCCAGCUCCUCCACGGCGUCCCCACCAUCCUCCUCCACCGCUGUCUUUCAGCCCUCGGAAACCGUGUCUAGCACAGAAUCCUCCCUGGAAAAGGAGAGGGAGACACCCAGUCCCAUCGACCCCAACUGCGUGGAGGUGGAUGUGAACUUCAAUCCCGACCCUGCCGACCUGGUCCUCUCCAGUGUGCCGGGCGGGGAGCUGUUCAACCCUCGGAAGCACAAGUUUGCAGAGGAGGACCUGAAGCCCCAGCCCAUGAUCAAAAAGGCCAAGAAGGUCUUUGUCCCCGAUGAGCAGAAGGUAACCUGGUGUAUCCACUGUAGUGAAGGACGAAAAGUACUGGACGAGACGCAAGAAGAACAACGUGGCGGCCAAGCGGUCUCGGGACGCCCGGCGCCUGAAGGAGAACCAGAUCACCAUCCGGGCGGCCUUCCUGGAGAAGGAGAACACAGCCCUGCGGACGGAGGUGGCGGAGCUGCGCAAGGAGGUGGGCAAGUGCAAGACCAUCGUGUCCAAGUACGAGACCAAGUACGGGCCCUUGUAACCCGUGCCCCCGCCCGGGCACGCUGCCUCACCUCAGACCUCUGCCUGGGACCCCUGAAACCCACCCCUGCGUGGAGACUUAUGACUCGUCGUGGGCGCAUGGCGGUGCACCUGCCCCAGGAGCCUUCACGUUCAAGCUUCAUUAUCACAUGGCCAGCACGGCGACUUCCCUGGGGGCCAGCCUCCUCCCUGGCGGGUUGCGAGAGAAUCUAUGAGGUGGUGACUCAGCCUUAGUCUCUGUUCUUGGCUGUCUCAGUUGGACCGGAAGGGGACCUUUGGAGCAUGGGCUCUUCUUUUCCAGGGUACCCAGGCUUCCCUGACUCUCCCUGCUUCUCCAGCCUGGGCCGUCCUGGCCUGUCUCUGCAGAAUGAGUCAUGAUGGCUGUCGCCCUUACAUCUUCUCAGGUAGCAGGGCGCAUUUCCAGGCAGGGAGGGUCUGUUGUCCUCCCGAGAAAGUCUUAGAGAAAAACAUCCGUUCCCAUCUUCCUCAAAGGUAAAAAGACAUGCCAGCUCCUCUGUAGUGUCCGCGUGGGUGCCAGGCCGCAGCAGCUGGGUGUCUGCACAGCCUGGGACAGGCUUUGCGUCUGGGCCUGCAACAGAAGUGCACCCAACCAUUCCUGGCUCCCUCACCCCUUUUCUCUGUGGCUCCGAGGCCUGGAAGGAGGAGGCCCUGGUGAAGGGUUCCCUCUGCGUUCCAUCCGCCGUUGGUUGGGGAGAGACUCCCAGGGUGGUGGUCUCUGAGCCUUGGUCGCCGUGCAUAUCUCCUCUUCUGCAGGUCACUUGUGGAGGCCGCCUGAGUCAAAUUUGUCCCACCAGACUGGGCCUCUGGGCCUGCUGUUUCUUUUCACCCAGUGACCAAGCUCAGAUCUUGGAUUUAAAAGAAAAAGUCUCCUCGUCUAGGAAGCUUAACUUCCUGGAGCUGGGAUGCACCUUCUGCAUGGUGUUCAGAAAACCGGUCUCCACAGCCCCUCACGCUGUAGGUGGGGAGCUGGGGCAUGUUUCUCGAGAAGCUCCCGCUCUUUCUUGCUCUGCUUUCCCGUGUGGGCCAGGCCCGAGUCCACUGUCCCUGAAAAGCAGAAGAGGGCUUCCCAGUUCUGGCUUCAGGAUCCACCCCGUGCGAGCGGCCUGGAGGGCGUCACCAGGCAGGACACCUGGUCACCUGGUCGCAGCACAACUCUUUUGGAACAGCAGGCUCUUGGGACAUUUACAUAGGCUAGAGUCCCCUCGAUCUGGGUCCCAGGAGACAGCCACCCAUGCAAGCUUGGCUGUGGUGUGGUGCGGAGGGGCCCACCUCCCAGCUGCUCCUUUCUCUUGUGUCCAGCUGGACUCGUCCUUUGGCUCUGCCCGAGAGAUUAAUUACGGAGAUCCGUGGAAGCGUCUGCUCGCUGCGGUCAGCUGGGGCACCCAGAGAUGGGUGUAUUUAUUUGCUCAGGGCAGGCAGCCUGUGGUAAGGAGGGGUCAGAGGUAAUGGGCACACUUUGUCACAUUCACCACUGGCUUUAUUUAAAGUGGUGGCUUGGAGUCCUGGGCCUUGACCCCUAAAGACUUUUCAUAACAGAUGUUAAGAGCAGGGGAAGCCAUCCACUGGCCGUGGACCACACCCCAGGGGAACGCCACAGCCCUCCAGGGACCUGCACACCCGUCUCUCCAGGGGACUUGACAAGGGUCCCUGAGGCCAAGGGAUGUCAGCGCCCUCCCUGCAGGCCCCUGACUUUUACUUUGUGGUUCUAUGAAAACCAUGUUCACACUUUUCACUCUAUUGUAACCACGACAGGGCAGUUGCAUCCGGCAUGUCAGUGUCCCGCCCAGGCACACUCCCUCUGGUCCGGCCACCCACCAAGAGGGCACUUCUCAUUUUUGUUACUGGUAGAAGAGCCACCAGCUUAAAAGCUCUUCAUUUUCUUUGGCCAGAAGUGUAUGGUUUGUGUUUUUUUCAGUUUUUUUCCCUAAGGGAUAGACAUUUAGUCUCCGGGUGGCGUCCACUUUCCGACCCCAGCGGGUGAGAUGAUGACCUGAUGUCUCUUCUCUUUGUCCCACCUUCUGCCUGGCCAGUGCCCUCCCCUUUUAUACCCCCCCGCCGCCAGCCAGUGGGUAUCUGGUUCUCUCCUUACUUGGGAAGAGUGUGGUGCUGGCUUCUUUUAGAAGAGCCCCUUUGAGCCAGGAGCCUGGCAGGGACAGGAAGGAGAUAUCCGUGGAGGUUGACAUUUUGGGGAAAAGGGUGCUCAGGUAAGCAUGUCUUCUUCCCAGGCUUAAGGAUCAAGCCCUUGCAGGAGGAGAGGGUGGUGCCUACUCAGUUUCCAUUGUGGAGUUGGGAGUCUCCUUGACUCCCCGCUGGACCCUCUCUGUCUUGGGGCUGACAGCCAAAGACUGAGGCACCUAUGCUCAGAUCUUUGACAUCCUCUAAAAAGCACUGGAGACUAGAGACGCCAAUGUCAAUGGCUUUCUAUGGGCUUGCAGUGGGCUGGGAAGUGCCAUCCCUACUUACGCACCCUGUCUUCAGCCUCAUUGCAACCUCAGAACAGACAAAUCAUGAAUGAAUGAGCUAGAAUCUUGCAAGAAUAUGCAUAUAAUAAAUGUAUAUCUAGAUAGAGAAAUAUAUAUAUUCAGAGAGAGAGAGAGAGCUUUCACAAUGGCCAGCAGCCUUGUGGAGGACCUGGGUAAUUCUUACCCUUGGCCAAAGGAAAGGGUUUGCCUGCCUGGGUCCUGAGGUUGCGGAAGGCACGUAGUAGUGAACCUUGACUCGGUAAGCAUCAUCCUGGUGAGGGGACCUGCUGUGGCCCUGGCAGGCAGCUCCUGCUUGAGGUGGGGUGGCAGGCAUGGGGGCCGGCAGAAAAGGGCCCCUUCAUGCUGUGUAGCUCUCCAUCCAGGGCCCUGGGAGCAAAGGGCUGAAAGCCCCUGUUUUUCAUGGCAAAGCCCCACCCCAGAGCUCCUUUAACAUCUGUUAAUUAAGUGCAAUAAAUUUUUCUAGAAAAUGGCAAA